Molecule: messenger RNA, 630 nt
Organism: Pundamilia nyererei
Lineage: Eukaryota; Metazoa; Chordata; Actinopteri; Cichliformes; Cichlidae
Product: fibroblast growth factor receptor 1-A-like
Exons: 4
Coding region: 1-630 (209 amino acids)
Cellular component (GO): plasma membrane
Molecular function (GO): fibroblast growth factor binding; fibroblast growth factor receptor activity
Source: RefSeq, a predicted model, not a curated record
AUGGCUCCACAGUGGGUACAGCCAGAAAUGAAGAAGCUCUAUGCUGCGUUUGUCUCCAACACGAUAAAAAUGCAAUGCAAAGCAACAGGACACCCGGUUCCCGCAAUACAAUGGUACAAGAAUGGGAAACUGUUCAAGAGGGAUCACAGAAUCGGAGGCUUUCAGAUCAGAGAACACAUGGGGACUCUAAUAAUGACGUCAUUGGUUCCCUCAGAUAAAGGGAACUACACCUGUUUGGUGGAGAAUAAAUAUGGGCGCCUCCAACACACCUACCAGCUGAAUGUACUUGAGCGUCCUAGCAGGCCCAUCCUGCAGAAAGGGCUGCCGGCCAACCAGACGGCAGCUGUUGGCAGCGACGUGGAGUUUGUGUGCCGCGUUUUCAGCGACAUACAACCUCACAUGCAGUGGCUCAAACACAUCAUCAUCAACGGCAGCAGUGUGGGACCGGACGGGCUGCCCUAUGUUCGUGUUCUUAAAACUGCUGGUUUGAACACCACAGACAAAGAAAUUGAGGUGUUGACUCUGAGGAACAUAACCCUGGACGAUGCUGGAGAGUACACCUGUCUGGCUGGAAACUCUGUUGGGUUUGCCUACAGAUCUGCAUGGCUCACUGUCUAUGAUGGUACAUGA